CAGGAUGUGGCAAAGAAGGUAUUCUCGAUGCAAGAAUAUUCAGAAGAAUUGAUAAAUUCCUUUAGACAAGAGCAACUGGGAUUUUUUCCCCAAAGCACGGAUAUAGUUUAUUGGCGUCAGCUCUAUUAGUGAUGGCAUUGGCAAUUUUAAUUCAAGUGUUGUUCCACUAAUACAGCAACGCAACUUUUCCAGGACAUGUGGUGAUAGCAGGGAACUGUGAAGAUCAAUGCAGCUGACGUUGACAUAAUCGCUAAUGAACUUGAGGGAGGUCAGCUUAUGCCAUGUGCUUGAACGCAUUUAUUCUCACUGGCCUGAGCUUUCUAGUAGUGUAUGGUAAAAUCUGAGAACGGCUGGAUCGGAAGGUGGCUGAAAGGACCUUAUGCGAGCAUAAAGGUCUUCUCAGCUUUUGGGUUUGUUCACAAGAUUACUACCUUUCAGAAAACUGCUGGAUUCCAGGCCCUGGUGCAAUUUUCAAAUGCCGAAACUGCUUCUUCUGCAAAAAAUGCCCUUGAUGGAAGAUGCAUUCCUAGCUAUUUGCUUCCUGAGCACAUGGGGCCAUGCACCCUCGGAUCACAUAUUCAGCCCACACAUAUCUCGUGUGUGAAAUUCCAGAGCCAUCGGAGCAGGGACUACACUAAUCCAUACCUUCCUGUUGCUCCAUCUGCUAUAGAUGGCAGUGGUCAGUUGAGUGUUGGCUUGGAUGGGAAAAAAUUAGAACCUGAGAGCAAUGUCCUUCUCGCAUCAAUAGAGAAUAUGCAGUAUGCAGUAACAUUGGAUGUUCUUCACAUGUCUUUUCAGCUUUUGGACCCGUACGUGAAGAUUGCCAUGUUUGACAAGAAUGGAGGGGUCCAAGCAUUGAUUCAAUACCCUGGUUAG
Molecule: messenger RNA, 876 nt
Organism: Eucalyptus grandis
Lineage: Eukaryota; Viridiplantae; Streptophyta; Magnoliopsida; Myrtales; Myrtaceae
Product: polypyrimidine tract-binding protein homolog 2
Exons: 9
Coding region: 331-876 (181 amino acids)
Biological process (GO): regulation of RNA splicing
Cellular component (GO): nucleus
Molecular function (GO): mRNA binding
Source: RefSeq, a predicted model, not a curated record